Molecule: messenger RNA, 2573 nt
Organism: Brassica rapa (field mustard)
Lineage: Eukaryota; Viridiplantae; Streptophyta; Magnoliopsida; Brassicales; Brassicaceae
Product: putative E3 ubiquitin-protein ligase XBAT35
Molecular function (GO): protein binding
Source: RefSeq, a predicted model, not a curated record
CUUAUGCAAAGAUAUGAAUAGUUUUGGAAAUAGGAUUUUAAUAUCUAGGAUCAUAUAGUUUUUACAACUUGCUUGAUUAUCUUUGGAGACUUCUUUUAAUUUGGAUUGUAUCACCAUGAGUAGGAAAAAACAUAAAACGGUUAUGUUAUAGGAUAUUGUGUAAUGAAAACCAAAUAUUUAAAGAGAGACCGUUUAGUUUUAUAAUAUUCUUUCAUUCAAGUUUCUCGAAGUCAAUGAUUAAAAUAAAAUAUCUGAUAGAAUACUAUAUAGUAAGAUUCAAAAUCAACAGAACGAACGUAAGAGGCCGGAUGUAUUCAGUUGGGAGUUUGGGAGCCGAAAAUUCUAGUGUUUUACGCGUCUUUUAGAAAAAAAAUUGAUGUGUUUUACGCGUCUUUUAGAAAAAUUAAAAUUCAUAUCUCAAAAAUUGACCUAGAUUCAGAGAUUAGAGCAAGAGCUGAUGUAAGCCCGGAAAAUGAAAUGUGUUUAACAUUCGUAAUUUACCACGAAAUCGAACCUUCUGUCAGAGUUUAGUGAUAACAAACAUAAUCAACGUACAAAAAGGUUUGAAAGUUUCUAAAAUAUAGGGAGUUGUUUUGACUUUUCAGAGUGAAGUCUUCUUGGUCUGAAUUUGACCAGGCCAUCUCAGAACUCUUAUUUGCUAAGGAAGUAAACAUAAACAAAACAUUUUCUCUGGUCGACGAGAAAGAUGGGACAAAUGCAAUCGAAAGAGAAAUUAAUGUUUAACCAUGUGAGGUCCGGCAACGUAGAAGGGAUUCGAGCUCUUUGUCUAGAGGGUGCAAACCUCGAGUGGAUGGAUAAAGAAGGAAACACGCCUUUGAUCUUGGCUUGCAAGAAGUCUAAGCUAUAUGAUGUCGCCCAAACUUUGAUCGAGCUGGGCGCCAAUGUUAAUGCCCAUCCUCCUGCUCCCCGUGACGCGACUCCUCUGUACCAUGCUGCAAGAAGAGGUCUCGAGAAGACUGUUAAAUUACUUCUUUCAAAUGGUGAAAAUUAUGAUUGUCAGACACCACUUCAACAAGCUAGAUACUAUAAGUACACCAAGGUCGUACGUGCCAUUGAGAAUCACAUAUGCGUGUUCUCUGGUUGGAUGCGUGAAUUUUACGGUCCUGCUCUUCUUGGUGUAUUUGCUCCUCAGCUUCUUUCAAGAAGAGUAUGGGUUGUCAUCAUACCAACUAGCUCAAUUUACCCUAAACCUUACAAAUUUGAGCUGGUUGUGUAUGCUAGUCUGAAGGAUGCACAGCCACGGGUGGUGAUGGCUUUGAGGAAUCCACACUUAAAAGAACCAGAGGAGAUGCACCCUAAUACUUCAGUGACGAUUGUUGAUAAUGAUAACAAAAAAAAAAGUCUGAAACUCGCAUCUUCUAUAGAAGAGGGCAGGCAACAGCUGAAGUGGUUUUGUGAUGCAUGCAAAGGAAUCCCACAGCCAGUGCGUCGUCCCCCGGUCGUUGUCCAGACAGUACUACCAUCUGCUCCUCCAUUGGCAGAUUAUGAUACAGAAGCGAUAGAGGAAGGCCCAAUGAAUUAUCCAUUAAGCGGUUCAACUACUCCAUCAGCUUCAGGUGGUGGUGGAAAUAAAAAAGACGGAGGGAGCUCUGGACAGUGCUUGAUAUGUAUGGAUGCGCCAUCUGAUGGGAUUUGUGUCCCGUGUGGACAUGUCGCAGGGUGCAUGUCUUGCUUGACCCAGAUCAAAUCCCAUGCAUCGGAAUGUCCGAUCUGUCGGGCCAACAUCCAUCAGGUUACGAAGGUGUACCGUGUCUGAACUACAACAUGUAUGGGACAGAUCUCUCCUUCAUUUGAAAACCUUUGAAAACGUUUUUUUUUUAUUUAUUGCUCAACCAAAAUCCCUACCCCUCUUUUGUGUAUUAAAAAGAGUAAAACAUCUUAUUAUAUCAUAUGGAAGGUAUAGACCUAAGUUCCCUAAUAAAAAACAAUUACAAGAAUGAAAAGACAAGUUACAAAUCACAUGCUUUGCUCUUUCCUUGUUUUAUUUGGACCAAACUUGGAACAUAAUUCAGAAGUGAGGAAGACGAUGAUGGUCUGAUUGUAGAGCUUCGAUCAAGAGGAUCCACCUUUACGUAUGUAUCUCCUCUCACAAUGUGUACGAUCUUGUUGUUCUUCGAGGAAGACAUACACUAAAGUUUUGCUCUGCUCGUCGGCUAAGAAACUCAACCCAUUGAGAUUAACCUCGCUAUGGUCUUUCACUGUUAGCAACUAGCUCCACGACAUAACUGAUCGAGACUAUUUCCCACCCAACAAAUUGUCUCUGAUACAUGUAAAUCUCUUGAUGAAUAAUAUAUGCGUGAAGUGCCUAACAGGCAAAGUUUAUCUGUCGUGCCAACAUCCAUCAGGUUAUGAAGGUGUACCGUGUCUGAACUACAACAUGUAUGGGAUAGAUCUCUCCUUCAUUUGAAAACCUUUGAAAAUGUUUUUUUAUUUAUUGCUCAACCAAAAUCCAUACCCUCUUUUGUGUAUUAAAAAAAGAGUAAAACAUCUUAUUAUAUCAUAUGGAAGGGUUUCUUAGACCCAAGUUCCCUAAUAAAAAACAAUUACAAGAA